Molecule: messenger RNA, 2436 nt
Organism: Scylla paramamosain (green mud crab)
Lineage: Eukaryota; Metazoa; Arthropoda; Malacostraca; Decapoda; Portunidae
Product: ras-related protein Rab-7L1-like
Exons: 6
Coding region: 687-1391 (234 amino acids)
Biological process (GO): phagosome-lysosome fusion; endosome to lysosome transport
Cellular component (GO): phagocytic vesicle; late endosome; trans-Golgi network
Molecular function (GO): GTP binding; GTPase activity
Source: RefSeq, a predicted model, not a curated record
UGGGCAGUUGUUGGCAGUUGUGGAGCUGUGUCCUCCCUCUCUGCAUCACCACUGGUAGUGCUGCCACGCGCCGCGACACUCUCGUCUUCCUUCUUUCCACACCUAGAGUGGUGAGUGAACAGGUCAGGGAGCCAAGCCGUGUGAGCCAUCCUGCCCUCCCAGCCUAGUCAGGGAGCCAAAUGUGACCCGCCCUGCCCUCCCAGCCUAGUCAGGGAGUUAAGUGUGACCCGCCCUGCUCUCCGAAACCUUGCCAGGAAGUCGCCCAGCCCGCCUCAGCCUCCCCGCCCUACUGUCGCCUUGCCUCCCAGCCUGCUGCAGUAAAAAGGGCCACACCAUCACCGCCAUUCACCAGAAACUGCCAUGCAUCUCAUAAGCUGAACCACUGCUAAGUGAACACGCGCGCGCGACCAACUACACACACACAUACACACACACACACACACUCACACACACACACACACACACACACACACACACACACACACACACACACACACACACACACACACACACACACAUAAAAACACACUCAUACAUUCGCUAAGGAAGUAAACGAAGGAAAAGAACGGAAUUACUCACGGAAAAGGAAAGGAAAGAAAAGGAAAGAGAGGGAAAAGCAGAAGGAAAAGAGCUGUCCUCCCUCCCAACUCACCACCACAGUCACCACCAUCACCACCACCACCACAAUGAUCCGCAGACGGGGGCCGGAGGAGGGCGGCUAUUACCUGAAGAAGCUACAGGUGGAGGAGGAUUCACAGAGCAACAAUGGCGAGGUGCCGGAAAUGACGGAGCGGCUCUUCAAGGUGAUCAUCAUCGGUGACCCCACGGUGGGCAAGACGUCCUUCGUGCAGCGCUAUGUGCAGGACUCCUUCAGGCGGGACUACAAGGGCACCGUCGGCGUGGACUUCGCUCUCAAGAUCCUCAAGUGGUCAGACUCCGAGACCAUUAAACUGCAGCUGUGGGACAUUGCCGGCCAGGAGAGGUUCACGUGGAUGACCCGCGUCUACUACAAGGACGCCCAAGGCUGCAUCAUCAUGUUUGACCUCACCAACCGCAGCUCCUUCCUCAACACGCUCAAGUGGAAGAAGGACGUGGACUCCAAAUGCACUCUGGACGACGGCUCCCCGAUCCCGUGCAUGCUGUUGGCCAAUAAGUGUGAUCUGCCGCACCGCCAAGUGGACCAGCUGGAGAUCGAGAGGCUGUACAAAGAGCACAACUUCACUGGCUGGACGGAAACUUCGGCCAAGGAGGGAUUGAUGGUGACUGACUCCAUGAGGUUCCUCGUGGACGUUAUGAUGCGACAGAAGAAUGACGCAGACAAUGACUCUGAAGAAUCUUCGUUGCGCCUCACCCCAGCCGAGCCUGAACUUAGCAGGACCUGUUACUGCUGAGCUUCGCUCUACCUCUGCGCUCCUGCUGGUGGAGGUGCGAGGUGCGGGGUCGAGGCGCGUGACACCGUCGUGGCGCGUCACAGGUGUACCUCAUGUUCCUUCACGGAAAACUUGGGAGGCACCGGAGGACCUCAAGAUUCCAACCGAGUGGAAGCUAGACGGGAGAGUCGCAGUGCCUUCCUUCUUUCCGUCUUUGCCUUGUUCGUUCCGUCCUUCCUCUCCUGGUUUUGUUUUUCUAUCACUCUUUUUCACGCAGGAGAAUCGCAUUGCUUUUUCUCGUUCUCUCCUUCCUCUCCUUAUUUAUUUUUACUAUCACUCUUAUUUUUCACACUGGAGUCUAAUUGGCUUUUCUCUUUCUUUUUUUUUCUUUCAUUCAUGCCGUCCUUCCUUUCCUGGUUUCGUUUUUCUCGUGAUUCUCUCUUUCAUUAACUUCAUUUCCAUAUUUUUUUCCUUGCACUUCUUUUCUGUCAUUCCGUCUCUCUCUCUCUCUCUCUCUCUCUCUCUCUCUCUCUCUCUCUCUCUCUCUCUCUCUCUCUCUCUCUCUCUCUGGACACCAUCAUUUAUUCCGUCUCUAUCGUCCUCGUAACUUCGCCCUCCACCCUCAACUCCGCCCCACGUUUGUUAAAAAGAUGAUGUGUCGCACCGCCUCCUGCUGCUCUCUUACGACUGUGUGUAUGUGUGUGUGUGUGUGUGUGUGUGUGUGUGUGUGUUGACCGGCUACAGUGAGUGACCGCCGCUUACAACGUCGUCUUCCACCAAAACACUGCCAACACCACCAUGCUUACAUAAAUCACACUUGUACACCAAAGACCUACGCCGCCACCAUCACCACCGCGGCAUUGACACCACCACCACCACAACUACCACCACCCAUCAUUAAACUACCACCGUCGUCCGUAACAGCAACAACAACAGCAACAACAACAACAACAAUAACAAUAACAACAGCUACCGCUAAUAUAUAUAUAUGUAUACAAUACCAUCACCUUUGUGGGAGGAAAUUAAUAAUAAUAAAGUUUGCAUUUCUGCAUUAUACAAAACAGUG